Lactuca virosa is the source of this 766-nucleotide messenger RNA. The record is from the annotation of a GenBank genome assembly. NCBI's taxonomy places the organism in Eukaryota, Viridiplantae, Streptophyta, Magnoliopsida, Asterales, Asteraceae.
AUGUUUAUAUUAGCAAAGUUUGUGGAAGAAAAUGUAUCCAUAGACAUGAAUCUUUAUCAAAUUUUUUGGGAUUGGAUCUUGAAACAAUUCUCAGGAGAAAUCGAAAGCAUUGACAGGGUAAGAAAAAUUCAAAGACAUGGACAUGAAUCUACCAUUAUCUCAAACAAUUCAAAUUGUUUAUUUCUUACGCGGGAUUGUAACUUGGUAACAAAAAAGAUGCUUGCCUUCCGUAUUAGCUCUGCCAUCGUAACAAGCCUCGAUUCUUAAAGGAUUCUUAAUGCGGGUGACAGCACAUGAUCUUCCCGUUGAAUCAACCUUACCGAUGAAUUACAUCUGUUGUUAUAUCCCAGGAGUGAUGUAAAGCACAUAUGCUGCUCAGCUUAGAAAUCGCAUUGUACUCUGGAUGGAAUUGCUAUAAUUAGAUGGAUAUUAAAGUAAAAUGUCAUGAUAAGAAGAGAUGAAAGUGGAAAGCUAUAAUAAACAAAUAGGUGAAGGAAAUCUACCAAACGUAAACUGUCAUUUGCUCCGGGUUUUAUGGAAAACUUCAUAAUGAACUGCAUUUUUAACUUUGUGACAUGAAAGGCACGAACUCAUUUGGCAUAUAAUUGUGGCCGACGUGGCCUUACAAAUGAUUUGCAAGCCACGGAUGGAGGUGGUCUAAGGACAUGUAAAAUUGUAAACAUUGCUUUUAAACUUCUAAUAAAAAAUUAAUAAAUAAAAUGUUAUUAAAAUAAAUGAUUUGCAAGCCACGGAUGUAGGUGGUCUA